Molecule: messenger RNA, 2127 nt
Organism: Ostrea edulis (European flat oyster)
Lineage: Eukaryota; Metazoa; Mollusca; Bivalvia; Ostreida; Ostreidae
Exons: 10
Coding region: 20-1285 (421 amino acids)
Biological process (GO): negative regulation of inflammatory response
Source: RefSeq, a predicted model, not a curated record
UGUUGUUGUUUACCCUAACAUGACGUGGAUGACUAUCAUAAUGCUUAUGGUAAACAGUUUUGGAAUUUACUACAGCGAAGGUGCAGAUUCCAGACACUACAUUUCCAAAAACAUAACUUUACAUCAAUCCCAGGAAGCAUCUAUUAUAUCCCCUGGGUAUCCCACAAAGCAUUACGAGAAAGACACAGUCUACAUUUGGACCGUGACGGCCUCGGGAACCACGGAGGAGAUCACUAUCCAUAUAUUAGAUCUGGAUUUGCCAUACACUUCAGGAUUCCCUUGUGGCGACUAUUUGAAGAUACAAGACAGAGAUGAAGACAACUUCGCAAUAUUCAAGCAAUGUGGGAAAUUAAAGCAAAAAACUGUUGUUACUACCGGAAACAAAUUGAAGAUAACGCUCUUUUCUAAUUAUGACGAUCUUACAGGAAAAGGAUUUAAUCUCAAUUUGAGAGUCACUAAAACCAAGCAAACAACAACACAACCAACAACCAAAGGCAUUCCAACAACUACUCCAGUUCCCAUGACGUCACCAUCAUCGGUGAAGACUACAACUAAACGUUUAGUUACUAAAACCAAGAAAACAACACAACCAACAACCAAAGGUAUUCCAACAACUACUCCAGUUCUCAUGACGUCACCAUCAUCGGUGCAGACUACAACUAAACAUUUAGGAAUUUCUUGUGAAGGAGAUACUUUUUUCAACCACAGAAUGCUACAAGAAUUGGAUGAAACAUGCAUUCAGUCCCCGGGAUAUCCAAACUAUAAUUAUCCAAAAGACACAACCUACAUAUGGAUAAUCACAGCCCCAGAGACUACCGAUGAGAUCACUAUCACGAUAUUAAAUCUGGAAAUCCAUCAUACUUUUGGUUACACUUGUGAGGACUACCUCAAGAUACAAGAUACAGAGGAUGAGAAAGUCUCACUAUUCAAACAAUGCAGGAGAUCGCGGAAUAACACGAUCAUUACCAGAGGAAACAAAUUAAAGAUAACACUGUUUUCUAAUUCUGACAACUUAACAGGAAAAGGGUUCAGGCUAAGCUUGAGAGUUACAAAGGUAAAGCGAACAUCAACCAGGUCAUCAACCAGUGGUAUUCUGUCAGAGAAUUUGGGUGUCAUGGACAUAUCAACCUCUGUUGAGAAUACAACGGUUUAUUCAGGACUACCUUCAGGAAGAAAGAUAACUCGGACUAAACUGAUGAAAGAUACGAAUACCACUUCGACGAAUAGAAGUCUGACAACGAUAGGCUCAAGAGAGUCAGAAAUGUGCAGAGCCAGGACGUUUUAGAUCUCCAAGGAAGACGAUCCCGAAUGCAAAGAGAGAUGAUCGUGCCUCAGCAGGAGUAGCGGAAACAGCUGCCCAGAGAACCUCUGUUCCGUCUCCCUGACAAUUAUCAUGUGUGGGACCACAAACAGAAGAUUCAAAUGAACUGGUGAAUAUCAAAAUUGUUUUGUUUUUGUUUUUAAGUACAAAAAUUGUAAUGUUUGAUUUUGAAUGACGUAGUUAUUGCAUAUGCAACAUGUUUUUAUGUCUAUAAUACUUUCUAUUUAUUUCGGAAAAUAUCAAAUCCAUAUUUUGAUUUUCCACACGUUUACCUUUUGCCAGUCUUCUCGAACACAAUUUUAUGUUCGUGCUUUACAAGAACUUCGUGUUCGAUUCAUUUCUUGUACAAAGAGUGGGGUUUUCAACAUGCGGUAAAUAAACAUCACGCAUUCGUCGGAAACUGUUUUAAAAAGUUAGAUAUGUAGAUACCUUAGUAGAGUCAACUUACUUCGGUUCAGGGUAGAACUAGAUAUCCUUUAUCCUAGCAUUUUUCAAAGUCGAUGUUUUCAUAUUUCGGUUAUUCCAAUGUUUACAUUUAGCCUUGUCUUAUAUUACUUUGAGGUGUAAGGAAGUCUAUCAGUUUUAUAACACUUUAUUUUUCACGGUGUAUGGAAGUUUGUUAGGGUCAUAACUUCAGAUUCUCUUAUCAUUUUAGUACCUAGUUAUUUUUCUUAAUUCUGGUCAUUCGGUUUGACUAACUUUAUAUUCUCCUCUGGUCAUAUCAUUCAUUUUCAUUGGGAAACUUAUUAUUGGUUAUCAACUGUUCUAAAUCCAUAUUUUUAUGCUAUAAUAAUUUCUUUACACUU